CAUGCGCAGCAGCGCAAUGCUUUCGUUUUCAGUACCUGCUUUCCUGUUCGGUCUUGUAUAUUAUUGUUGUUGUGUUGUGGGCAGGGCCUGGUCAAUAGGCCUCCCAAGAGCGAUUACUCAAUUGAUCACAGAUUAGUUUUCUCUCAUAGCAUUAAGAAUUUAAAACAUGGACAAGGUAUUUGUCAGUUUAACGACGAAUGAUGAGUAUGCAAUCGGUGCACUACUAUUGGGCAAGUCAUUGAAAAACACAGGAACUACAAAAAAACUAGUGUUAAUGGUAACAGCUGGUGUCUCUGCAAGUAAAAGAGAAAAGUUACAAACAGUUUGGGAUGAGAUUGUGGACAUUACCUUGCUUGACAGUCAAGAUAAAGAAAACCUUGCUUUGCUUGCUAGACCAGAACUUGGCUGCACAUUCUCAAAGUUGCGUGCAUGGACUUUGACACAGUUUACGAAAUGCGUCUUUUUAGAUGCAGAUACUUUAGUUUUGCAAAAUGUGGAUGAUCUGUUCGAGAGGGACGAGCUGUCUGCUGUAGCAGAUGUUGGUUGGCCUGAUUGCUUCAAUUCUGGUGUUUUUGUGUUUAAGCCAAAUAUGAAAACUUAUGAUGAGCUUUUAAAUCAUGCAAAGACGGUUGGAAGUUUUGAUGGUGGAGACCAAGGGUUACUAAAUGAUUUCUUCAGUGACUGGAGUACUGCAGAUAUAUCCCGUCAUUUGCCAUUUACUUAUAACAUGGUAUCAAAUAUCUGUUACAGCUACGCACCAGCAUUUAAAAGGUUCGGUAGGGAUGUUAAAAUAGUUCAUUUUCUUGGAUUAGUCAAACCUUGGCAUCACCAUUUUGACCAUGAGACAGGUCAAGUUGUCUUGUUGAAGACGAAUGCUUCUUCGUUAUCUGAUACGUUGUUUAUUAAGAUGUGGUGGGAUCUGUUCAACUCCAUGGAAGAUUCUGUGACAGCUCCUAUAGCUGCCCAAUCAGAUUUACCGCCAUCUUGGCAGAAAUGGCAAGACACACGAACCCCCUCCGAACGUUUGGUUGAUCGCAAAGCAACAUGGGAGGCCGGCCGACCUGACUACACAGGCGAAGAUCAAUUCGAUAAUAUCUUGAAGCAUUUAAGCACCAUGAUGCUACGUAAACCCACUACGACAAUUUCAACUGCUGUGACGUCAAGUGGAACGUCGACGACAGGUACGACGACAAAAUCGGAUGCAGCGAGUAGGUCACGUGAUGCGACUAAAACCAGUAAGAAGUAGUCGGUUAAGAAAUCAAAAAAAUAUAAAUAAUUUUUUUAAUCAGCGUUUAUGUUCAUUUUUACUAAAUAUUUAUAAAAAAAAUCUUUAAAUUAAAAUGUUUUGAAUGUUUUGAUACGCUGGUGAAUGUUGUGCUGUGAAUGUUGUGUCCAUGUGUUGUCGAAACGUUUUCCGCUAAUCGAAAACUUCACUGUGUUACGUGUGAUUUUUGUAUCGAUGAUUUUCCCGAGUUAUUUUUUAGUUAAUGUGGAAUCCCUUUCAAAUAAAUGAGUUCCCCAUUGUAUUUUGCUUCUUGCGAAAUAUAAUGUCAGAUAUAUAUAUAUACUCUUAAUCUAAACAUGUCAGAUUAAUACAUUUAUGUUUUUGUUA
Messenger RNA from Hydractinia symbiolongicarpus, 1612 nucleotides. Its product is annotated as glycogenin-1-like. The coding region runs from base 167 to 1246 and encodes 359 amino acids. The record is from RefSeq and is a predicted model, not a curated record. Lineage: Eukaryota; Metazoa; Cnidaria; Hydrozoa; Anthoathecata; Hydractiniidae. Gene Ontology annotation, molecular function: glycosyltransferase activity. Gene Ontology annotation, cellular component: cytoplasm. The transcript is spliced from 6 exons.